AUGGUUUUCUUCGGAGCUUUGAUUGAUCGAGUGGGCCGACGAACGGGCGUUGUCGCAGCCACCUCGUUCUUGGUUUUAGGCAUCGCUUUGGCAGCAGCAGCGCAUGGGACAUUCGAGCUGGGCAUGUUUUGGAUGAUGAUAGUUGCCCGAGGCGUGGCUGGUUUUGGUGCCGGUGGUGAAUAUCCGGUUUGCGCUACUAGCGCAACGGAGGCAGCGGAUGAGACAGCCAGUCUGCGGCGAAAAAGAGGGUUUUUGGUCGCAUCAACGACCGAUUUUGCGGUUGACCUGGGCUUUGUUUCCGCUGGUAUCGUUGCUCUGAUCGUCCUUACUUGCUAUCAGCAAGAGGUUACGGGGGGAGUAUGGCGAGUGUGCUUUGGAAUUGGGUUUGUGCUUCCGCUUGUUAUUUGCUUCUUCCGAAUUCGUAUGAUCAAUUCGACCCAGUACCGGAAACACGCGAUCAAAUCACAAUAUCCGUACUGGCUGAUAUUGAAAAGAUAUUGGAAGCCGAUGCUAGGAACCUCCCUUGCCUGGUUUUUCUACGACUUUGUCACCUAUCCGUUCGGGAUCUUCUCGUCGACUAUCAUCUCCGAGUUGAUGUCGGACAAUUCGACGGUUCAGAACAUUGGGUACGGGACCGUAAUCAACUCUUUCAACCUUCCUGGUUGUCUCUUGGGCGGACUGCUUAUGGAUAAGAUUGGCCGCAAGCAAAACAUGACCCUAGGAUUCUUGGUCUGGGCUAUUUGGGGCUUCAUCCUCGGCGGCGCUCUGCACCCCAUCCAGAGCGUCUUCCCGUUGUUUGUCGUGAUGUACGGCAUCUUCAUGGCCCUAGGCGAGAUGGGCCCCGGUGUCUCGACAUUCCUCUGUGCCGCGGAGUCCUUCCCCACGCCCCUGCGAGGUCAUUUCCUGGGUCUGGCCGCCGCGGUGGGCAAAGCCGGAGCGUCAAUCGGGACCGAAGUUUUUACUCCGAUUCAAAACUCGUUCGACUCGACGGCCAAGGGUCAACAAGCAGUGUUUCUGAUCGGCUCUGCAUUCGCCUUGGUGGGCGGACUCAUCGCAUGGUUCCUAAUCCCCGAUAUGUCUCGGGAGUUGGAGACCGAGGAUGCGAGAUUCAAGGCUUACCUGGAGGAGAAUGGGUACGAUAUUGAACAUUAUGGGGAAUCUUUGCAGGUGGACCGGAAGGGUGAAUUCUGA
Messenger RNA from Aspergillus melleus, 1191 nucleotides. RefSeq lists its product as uncharacterized. The coding region runs from base 1 to 1191 and encodes 396 amino acids. Lineage: Eukaryota; Fungi; Ascomycota; Eurotiomycetes; Eurotiales; Aspergillaceae. Gene Ontology annotation, cellular component: plasma membrane. Gene Ontology annotation, molecular function: carboxylic acid transmembrane transporter activity. The record is from RefSeq and is a predicted model, not a curated record. The transcript has 6 exons. Gene Ontology annotation, biological process: carboxylic acid transport; transmembrane transport.